This is a messenger RNA of Anoplophora glabripennis (Asian longhorned beetle), 1132 nucleotides long. RefSeq names its product transmembrane protein 205. Bases 117 to 965 code for a protein of 282 amino acids. The record is from RefSeq and is a predicted model, not a curated record. Lineage: Eukaryota; Metazoa; Arthropoda; Insecta; Coleoptera; Cerambycidae. The transcript is spliced from 3 exons.
CAUAGACAUUCGAAGUAGAUCGGUCGAUCGUUGAGAGUCGAAUUCGUCGCUACGUGACAUAAGCUACUCCCUUAAGGGCCGACUGAAGCUUUUAGUGAUAUAAUAUUCUAAUCGAAAUGUGUGUAGGCAGGAGUCCUAGUGCUACCGUUUGCGACGUUACCGGCAAAGUGUCCAAUCACAGUGUCCACAAGAAACAACCGAAGAUCGUUAAUGAAAAUGGUGAUAAAUUGCAGUACAAGGAAGAUCUUCUAGCUGUGGCCACUUACUAUACCAAAGUUUGUUUUGAUAUCGUCGGGGAACUGCACAAGGCUUUCUUAAAAUCCACAUUUUUCAAGAUCCUAUUCCACACCACACAACCAGCACAUCUAAUCACAGCCUUCUCAGUUCUAUGCGUGGCAUAUUUAAUGUUACCAAGCAAAAGUUAUAGUCAAAUUUCACCGAUAUGGACUUUAGUGUAUCUAGGGUCGUUUAGUGCUCACUUCGGAGCUCAAAUCUGGAUGACGUUCGUAUCGGGACUAGCGUUAUAUUUCACGUUACCCAGACACAUCUUCGGGAACGUCCAGAGGGUCCUCUUUCCAAAGUACUUCUUGAUCAACGCCACUCUGAGCUUGAUCACCCUCGCUAUAUUCUUACGGACAAACAACAGCAAUUUGAGAACUGCGGAGAUUGCUAUUCAGGCCUCUGGCAUGACGAUUUGCUUCUUGGUUGAAUUGGUCAUCCGCCUUUACCUUACCCCUCCUCUUUUGGCUUUGAUGGUUGAGAAAAAUACCAUAGAAAAGAGAGCUGGUGUCGGUAUGGAAAUAGGGAAAUUAAAUCCAGGGAAAUUGUUGAACUGUCCGCAUUACCUGCAAGUUCACAAACAGUUCAGGAAAGUUCACAUGUCCAUCGCUAUUUUAAAUAUUGUCACAAUGGCGUGUACCAUGUUACAUUUAUAUUACUUGUCGCAUAAACUGUGCGCUUUGUAAUUUAUUUAUUUAUUUAUUUAUUUUCUUGUUUCGAAAUAUUAGGUUUAAUUUAUUUUUUUAAUUUAUAUUAAAUCAGUAUUAUUAGUGAUUUUGUACUAAAUACACAAUGUUCCUUUUCUACAAAAGUAAAAGACAAAUUCGCUGGAAAUAUAUUUAAUUUUUUAUAA